Molecule: messenger RNA, 1122 nt
Organism: Loa loa (African eye worm)
Lineage: Eukaryota; Metazoa; Nematoda; Chromadorea; Rhabditida; Onchocercidae
Product: glycerol-3-phosphate dehydrogenase
Exons: 1
Coding region: 1-1122 (373 amino acids)
Biological process (GO): glycerol-3-phosphate catabolic process; carbohydrate metabolic process
Cellular component (GO): glycerol-3-phosphate dehydrogenase (FAD) complex; cytosol
Molecular function (GO): protein homodimerization activity; glycerol-3-phosphate dehydrogenase [NAD(P)+] activity; NAD binding
Source: RefSeq, a predicted model, not a curated record
AUGAAAUAUAAAGCGCCGGCCAAAAUAACACUUAUAGGUUCAGGUCAUUGGGGGUCAGCGAUUGCACUGAUUGUUGGACGGAAUGCCGAAAAAUAUAGAAAUGAUUUCGAUCCAGAAGUUCGUAUGUGGGUUCAUGAAGAGAUGGUAAACGGAAAGAAACUUACUGAAAUUAUCAACACGCAGCAUGAAAAUGUCAAAUAUCUGCCGGGUAAAGAAUUAUCAUCAAAUGUAGUAGCUGUUGAUGACUUAGUGGCAGCUUGUACAAAUAGUGAUAUACUUAUCUUUGUGAUACCACAUCAGUUUGUGGAAAGUAUUUGCAAUCAGUUGAAAGGCCACUUGAAAGAGGGCGCUUUGGCCAUUUCACUCAUCAAAGGUUUUCUGAUAGAUAAGAAAGAAGGAGUGAUUCGUCUAGUGUCUGAAGAAAUCCGGGAACUACUGAAUAUCGACACAGCGGUAUUAAUGGGAGCAAAUGUAGCCCAGGAAGUAGCGAAUGAGGAAUUCUCUGAGGCAACGAUUGGCUAUAAAGGUCAAAAAGAAAAGUGGCCGAUACUGAAAAAACUGUUUGAAAGUGAUAAUUUCCGAGUUAAUUUGACCAAAGAUUCCAAUACUGUCGAAUUAUGUGGUGGUCUAAAAAAUAUAGUAGCAUGUGCAACUGGUUUCGCAGAUGGUUUGGGAUGCGGAAAUAAUACAAAAGCAGCUAUCAUACGGUUAGGACUAUUGGAAAUCAUUGUAUUUGUCGAGCUAUUUUAUCACGGUUCAAAUAUUCAAACAUACUUCGAAAGUUGCGGGAUAGCUGAUCUCGUAGCAGCAUGCAGUUCUGGCCGUAAUCGCAAAAUAUGCGAAGCAUUUGUUAAAACCAGAAAAUCGAUCCAGGAUCUGGAGCGAGAAGUGCUGAAUGGACAAAGUGUUCAGGGUCCAGCAACUGCUGAAGCAGUCUUUGUAAUGCUAAAAAAGCACAAUAUGGUAUCAAGAUUCCCGUUAUUCGUUGCGGUACAUCAAAUAUGCAACCAACAGCUUUCACCCAGUUGCCUGAUGGAGCAUCUUCGGGAAUGUAAAAGUGAACUACCUGAUAAUUGGGUGAAAGGUCAGCAGUUUUUUACCAAUGCUUAUCAGUGUAAGUAG